Messenger RNA from Dendronephthya gigantea, 1569 nucleotides. Its product is annotated as isocitrate dehydrogenase [NAD] subunit gamma, mitochondrial-like. Gene Ontology annotation, biological process: tricarboxylic acid cycle; isocitrate metabolic process. Lineage: Eukaryota; Metazoa; Cnidaria; Anthozoa; Malacalcyonacea; Nephtheidae. Gene Ontology annotation, molecular function: NAD binding; magnesium ion binding; oxidoreductase activity, acting on the CH-OH group of donors, NAD or NADP as acceptor. Gene Ontology annotation, cellular component: mitochondrion. The record is from RefSeq and is a predicted model, not a curated record.
UAUACUAAUUCUACUAGAACCAAUGCAAAAAUUGAUACAUUUUUGUGUACUCUUUAUCUUUUUGGAUUGAUGAUGUUAUAAUAGAGUAAAUAGACUUCUAUUGUGUGUUUCAUUGAAAUCAUCUUGGCCAGGAGCAGGAUGAUAUUGAAUAAAGCCGGGGUAUUUGUUCAACAUUUGAAAGCAGCAAUUUAUACUUCUAGGGCAACUUAUGCUCGUCGUACAUUUAAAAAAUCUCUUCAGCUAAAUAAGACAUUGCAACAUAGCCCACCAUUGGCUAAAUAUGGUGGAUGGCAAACAGUCACAUUGAUUCCAGGUGAUGGAAUUGGUCCAGAACUUGCUAAUACAGUACAAGAUUUAUUUAACCAUGUAGGUGUUCCUGUGAAUUUUGAAGUCUUGGAAUUAAGCGGUUUCAGUGAUCGACAGCAAUUAACAGAUCGAAUGGAGGAUGUGUUGAUCUCAAUUCAAAGAAACGGAGUUGCACUAAAAGGGAACUUACACACUCCAAUUGAAUCACCAAGUUUUAAGUCGCUGAAUGUUCAACUCAGAGUAAAACUUGAUCUUUACGCGAAUGUUGUUAAAUGCAAGUCAUUUGAAAACAUCAAGACGAGACAUAGAAAUGUUGAUUUAGUAAUGAUCAGAGAAAAUACGGAAGGAGAGUACAGUCAUUUAGAACACGAGAAUGUUCCUGGCGUUGUUGAAAGUCUCAAAAUCAUGACUGAAGAAAAAUGCUCCAAAAUCGCAAAGUUUGCAUUCGAAUAUGCAAGAAAAAAUGGAAGGAAGAAAGUUACCUCUAUUCAUAAAGCCAACAUUAUGAAACUGGGCGAUGGUCUUUUCCUGCGUUGUUGUGACGAAAUAUCCCGUGAUUUUCCUGAUAUUGAAUACAGCUCUAUGAUUAUCGACACUGUGAACUGUUGCAUGCAGCUUGUUGCCAAUCCAGAACAAUUUGAUGUUAUGGUGAUGCCUAAUUUAUACGGAAAUAUUGUCAGUAAUAUAGCGACAUCUCUAGUUGGUGGACCUGGUAUGGUACCUGGGGAGAAUAUUGGUGACAACUACGCCUUAUUUGAAUCAGGAACUCGAAACACCGGCUCGGAUUUAGUUGGGAAGAAUAUUUAUAAUCCAUUUGGCUUUCUCUUCGCCAGUACACUACUGUUACAGCAUAUUGGUUUUAAAGCUCAUGCCUCAGUUAUCAACAAAGCCAUUCUCAGAGUAAUUUCCGCUGGUCAGCACCUAACCCCUGAUAUUGGUGGAACAAGUUAUACCACAGAUUGCCUCAAAGCAUUGCGAGAUGAACUUGAUAAAGAACUACCCUUAGAUGUAGUCGUGUACGGAUGAAGCUACGUGUAUACUAAAAAACUUUGUAGAGAGGUGUACAAAAUAAUCAAAAACUUUUUCGUCAUUGAUAUCACACGUCUGCACGAUACCGGACGCAUGUAUCCGUGCAUGCAUGCAUGUAUAAUUUUUUUUCGCUAGCCAGUCAACUGUGGGAAAUAAUGUAAAAUUAACCUCCCAAUACUAAAAAAAGUUGUGAUAUGUACAUAUUGUGCUUUUGACUAGAUUAUGAAUAAUGAA